Messenger RNA from Trichoderma reesei QM6a, 1404 nucleotides. RefSeq lists its product as uncharacterized. The transcript is spliced from 6 exons. NCBI's taxonomy places the organism in Eukaryota, Fungi, Ascomycota, Sordariomycetes, Hypocreales, Hypocreaceae. Bases 1 to 1404 code for a protein of 467 amino acids. The record is from RefSeq and is a predicted model, not a curated record.
AUGUCUGAUUCCUCUGUAUCAGCCGAGAAGAAGAGCCUCGUGGUCCAUCUGCAAGUAUGGCACUACCGAGCUUCCGAAGGGCGAAGCAUUGAUGCCAACAAUGCCUUUGCCAACCUCUUCCGCGGCACAGCAGACUGGGAGGUUGUCCAGACAGAGUUUCAUGCCGUCGCAGGCCUCAACUCGCACGAUCGAUAUGUCCCCGUCGAGGUGCGCUUCCGCCACAAGGCCCUGGAGUACGACCACCCGGGCGAAGCUGCCAUGGCUGCCGUCCGAAGGCUCUUCUUCAAGACGGCGCCUCAGUUCGUCUACCAGUUCUGCAUCAAGAACAAGAGCACUCCCCACAAUCUCAACAUCUUUCCCGUCGACGUUCCGAAGAGCUUCAAGUCGCGGUACACGCAUGUGUAUGGACUCAAUCCGCUCAAUAUCCGCAUCAACACCUUUCUCCUUCCCGAGCGGAUGCGAACGGCCGAGGGCGAGGACGAGGUGCAGAAGUGGUUGCGAGCUGCAGGCAACGACGACACUGCCGACGACGUCUUGGGAACUUUGGCCGCCGCCGUCAGCAUCUACCUCAUCUACCUUCACAGACGAGGCACAGGAAAAGGGCGAGUCAGUGACCCGGCCGAUGCCCAGAUCGGAUUGGCAAAUGAGUACAUUUCCAAGCUGUAUUUGCCAGAAGAGCUCUCCGAAUUGCGAGCACUGUUGCGAAAGCUGGAAGCUCCCGCCAUGAGUGUGCAAGUGGCCUUGAACGGCGCUGGCCAACUUUUGACGGAGUACGAGCGUCUAGCUGACCUCGUCAAGAGCAGAUCGAAGAGGCUAGAAGAGGACCGAGCUCUCUCCUGCCAGGAUCUGCAUGAGCUGGUGCAAGACGCCCACACAGUGACACUCCAUGUGUCCAGACUGAACCAGGCAGUGCGACCCGUCAUCGAGAUGCUUGAAAAAGACUACAAGGACACCAUGGCGGAUGCCAAAAGCUUCACAGAGGCGGUUGGCAUCGUGGGCUAUACCGGCCUGACCCUCCGCUACAUGACGGGCCGCUCAACCGAGGACGAUGCCAGAUACCGCAUGUGGGUUGCAAGAGGCGCAGAGGCCAUGCAAAAGAAGAGGCGUGUCAAGGACUUUGACAUUGAGAUGAAGAAGCUGGUCAGAGACGUCCAGCAAGCUCAGGGCGCCAUCUCCGAGGUGUUUUGCGCCCAGGUCAUGAAUCUCCAGCUGGACGAGGUUCUGCCGGAGCACGAGAGGCGGAGGAUCCUCGCAACGCUGGGCGUCGACAUGGAGGCCGUUUCGGACCCCGUUUACAGCCAGGAGCUGAUUCGACACCGCAUCAGGACGUUUCUCUCACAGGACGGCAUUCUGCGGGACAGCAUGGAGCAAGUGCUGAAGGACAUGGGAUUUGUGCGGGAGUGA